CGCAACAUUUUCUACAUCAUGAGUGUCUGUGAAAACAACAAUUCUGUCCAGCAACAGCUGCAACAACAAACGCUGCAACAUCAGCCAGUUGUAAUACAACAGCAACAACAACAGCAGCAGCAGGUGACACAACAACAAGUGCAACAGCAGCAACAAACCACACAAAGUAUUGCUGAUUAUUUGGCUCAAUUACUUAAGGAUCGCAAACAAUUGGCAGCAUUUCCGAAUGUCUUCAAUCAUGUGGAACGUUUAUUAGAUGAAGAAAUUGCCCGCGUUCGUGCCUCACUAUUCCAAAUAAAUGGUGUGAAAAAAGAACCCCUUAUGUUGCCAGAACCCGAGGGACCCGUUGUGUCAUUAAAUGAAAAAGUCUAUGUACCUGUGCGAGAACACCCAGAUUUCAACUUUGUUGGUCGAAUUUUGGGUCCUCGCGGCAUGACAGCCAAGCAAUUGGAACAAGAAACUGGCUGUAAAAUUAUGGUCCGAGGCAAGGGCUCGAUGAGAGACAAAAAGAAGGAAGAUGCUAACAGAGGCAAACCCAAUUGGGAACAUUUAUCCGAUGAAUUGCAUGUCCUUAUCACCGUCGAAGAUACAGAAAAUCGCGCCAAAAUCAAAUUGGCCCAAGCCGUGGCCGAAGUACAAAAAUUACUUGUACCGCAAGCGGAAGGCGAAGAUGAACUUAAAAAACGUCAACUUAUGGAAUUGGCUAUAAUCAAUGGCACCUAUCGGGAUACAACCUCAGCGAAAAACAUGGCCCAAGCCUGUGAUGAAGAAUGGCGUCGUGUCGUUGCUGCCGCCUCAGCUGAUAAUCGCCUGUUGGCUCCCGCGUUGCCUGGCUUGGCACAAACAAUGCGCGCCCCCCAGGCUGCCCCACUGGGUGCCCCCUUGAUCUUGUCACAACGCAUGACAGUGCCAACAUCGGCGGCGAGUAUAUUAUCGGGUACCGCAACACCAGCUCCCGCAUUUGAAAAUCCCGCCCAUGGCAUGAUCUUUGCCCCCUACGGAGAUUACAAUAUCUACAAUACCGCCCUCACCGGAAAUCCUCUGCUGACGGAAUACACAGAUCAUACCGUAGGAGCCAUUAAACCACGACGUUUGGCGGCUACUCGUGAUCAUCCUUAUCAGAGAGCAGCAGUUGGGGUCCCAGCAAAGCCGGGCUUUAUCGAAAUCCAAUAAAACAAACAAA
This is a messenger RNA of Musca vetustissima, 1183 nucleotides long. RefSeq names its product protein held out wings (gene how). Gene Ontology annotation, biological process: regulation of mRNA splicing, via spliceosome. The coding region runs from base 19 to 1173 and encodes 384 amino acids. NCBI's taxonomy places the organism in Eukaryota, Metazoa, Arthropoda, Insecta, Diptera, Muscidae. The transcript is spliced from 8 exons. Gene Ontology annotation, molecular function: mRNA binding. Gene Ontology annotation, cellular component: nucleus. The record is from RefSeq and is a predicted model, not a curated record.